AUGUACUGCAAGUAUCAACAAUCUGAACUGGCCGAAGUCAACAACUCAGUCAAUGAAACACAAUUGGACGGAAAUUCAUACAACAAUUCCAGGAUUUCGAGCCAUAAAUCUGAAAAGAAAAGCGAUGAAUUGUUAAAAUCAAGUAGGGAAAUAUUGCGUAAAUUGGACGAAGUUAGACAGACCAAAGCGUAUGAAAUGAUGAAGUAUGAAACGAUAGCACGAAUGGAUGCUUCAAGCGUUAGUGCUUAUUUGCGACAACAGCGCCUGAAACCAAAUGAAAUACCAAAGUCAGGAAUGGAUUCAAUGCUUCAAAAACAUCAUGAAAAAUUGAAAAAUCAUGCUGCUACAAUUAUUCAACAAUUUUUCCGACGAAUUACUCGUGAGAAACAAAUUUAUCGAAUACUCUGCACCUGGAAAUGGAUACCACUAGCAAAACGAGUACGAUACAUUGAAGUUAUAGCAGAACGUAUGUCAGGUGGUACUGUACCUCGUAGAAUUGAUCAUUCAAUUAUUAAAAAUAAGCUUGAUGAACAUAAGAGAACGAUGCAUGCAAAUAUUAAUAAUUAUGUUCGACGUGAACAAUUGGUUAAACGUAUUGAAAAUGAUCUAACGUUACUCAACGGUAUAACAAAUAUUGACAACCUGAUGAAAAUUAAUUCGAACAAUUUUCCCAUUGAAAAACAAUAA
This is a messenger RNA of Cercopithifilaria johnstoni, 687 nucleotides long. The record is from the annotation of a GenBank genome assembly. Lineage: Eukaryota; Metazoa; Nematoda; Chromadorea; Rhabditida; Onchocercidae.